Mycena indigotica is the source of this 831-nucleotide messenger RNA. Its product is annotated as Metallo-beta-lactamase superfamily protein. The coding region runs from base 1 to 831 and encodes 276 amino acids. Lineage: Eukaryota; Fungi; Basidiomycota; Agaricomycetes; Agaricales; Mycenaceae. The transcript is spliced from 5 exons. The record is from RefSeq and is a predicted model, not a curated record.
AUGUCUAAAUGGCCUAAGGGGCGGAACCUCGUUGUUUCUUCGCAAACAGACCUUUCUAUCUUCCCCGAGAACCAAAAAUCCGACCUUCAAAAGAGCGAUCUCGAUGGCCACAAAGUCAUCAAGGCUGAUUUUAGUAGCUCUAAGACAACAAUUGCUGGUUUGCCGGCUAUCGACUUUCUUGGGGAUGGGUCACUUUUCCUCCUUGAUUCUCCUGGUCAUCUACAAGGCCAUAUGACAGCCAUUGUCCGGACUACACCGACCUCCUUCAUCGUUCUUGGUGCAGACUCUUUUCACCAUGUUGGCGCUAUACGUCCCAAUGGGGAGUUUCAAGCCAACAUCCCCUGUCCCAGAGAUUUGCUUGAAUUUGCUAAGAACGGCAUUUCCACCGACUUCUUCUGGUCUACCAACACGCAGCCCGGCCGAUUUGACCUACCCUCGCGCACCCAGCCGUUUUUCUCCCUCUCCGAUACGGCCGACUCUUUCUUCGUGGACCCGAGAAAAGGUCAGCUGACCGCCGACAGGCUCGCUGUCCUUGAUGGCGACAAGGACUUCUUAACUCUCAUCACGCAUGAUCUCAGCAUCGCAUCUGGAGCACUUCCGCUGGCCACGUCUCUCGAAAACUGGCAGAAGGACGGUCUAAAGGAAAAGCUUGCAUGGCUUUUUGUGGACCAAAAGAACCCGGCGUUCCUGUUCAGUCCUGCAGAAUCACAGUCAAGCCUUGAUCGAGAAUAUGCGGAUUGUGUGCAAACAUGUGCGGCUAAUCGGCGUAGCGUAGGCCCAAAAGAGAAAACGGAACGGAGUAUUGGCAUGGACUGGGAUACACUAUUCUAA